Molecule: messenger RNA, 1923 nt
Organism: Drosophila arizonae
Lineage: Eukaryota; Metazoa; Arthropoda; Insecta; Diptera; Drosophilidae
Gene: B-H1
Product: homeobox protein BarH1
Biological process (GO): regulation of DNA-templated transcription
Molecular function (GO): DNA-binding transcription factor activity, RNA polymerase II-specific; DNA binding
Source: RefSeq, a predicted model, not a curated record
GAGAGCGAGAGUGAGAGAGAGAGAGAGAGAGAGUGUGUGUGUGUGUGUGAGUGUGUGCAUGUGCUAGAGUCCAAUUGGAAUCCGUGCGGCCGCCGUUGGCAAUGAAAGACUCAAUGAGCAUAUUAACCCAGACGCUGCCCACGACUACAGCGCCCAGCGAGCCGUCGCCACAUUCGCAUUCGCAUUCGCUUUCGCAUUCGCAUUCGCAUUCGCACCACCAUCAUCUGCACCAUCACUAUCCGUUGCAUCCGCCGGCGGUCAACAUGUCCAUGUCCACCUCGUCCAAUCUGAAGCCGAAUCGAUCCCGCUUCAUGAUCAACGACAUUCUGGCGGGCAGUGCGGCUGCUGCCAGCGCCGCCGCCUUCUACAAGCAGCAGCAGCACAACAACAACAACAACAACAACAAUACCAAUAAUAAUAAUAACAAUAACAUUAAUAAUAACAACAACAACAACAACAACAAUAAUAAUGAGCAUUUGGAAUCAGAGUCUGGACCAGCAACGCCGCCCGGCUCCGUCCUGGGCCUGCCACCGCCGCCGCCGCCGCACCAGCUUCCCCAUCAGCCGCAUCCACACGCCCUGGCCGCCGUGCACGCCCAGCAUCACCAUCAUCAUCAUCAGCAGCAGCAGCAUCCGCUUACGCAUCCGCAUCCGCAUGCACUGCCGCACGCCAAGCUGACCCACUUCGCGCCCAGCGCCCAGAUGGGCGCCAACGGGCUGAACGUGGCGCAGUAUGCAGCGGCCAUGCAACAGCAUUAUGCAGCCGCCGCCGCUGCAGCAGCGGCGCGCAACAAUGCGGCAGUGGCGGCAGCAGCAGCAGCCGCGGCGGCCGCCGGUACCGGCGAGGCGCCGCCGCAGCCGCCGUCGGCAGAGCUCGACGACAGCAGCGACUACCACGAGGAGAACGAGGACUGCGACAGCGACGAGGCGGGCAGCGGCGGCGGCGGCCACAUGGACGAUCACAGCGUUUGUAGUAAUGGUGGCAAGGACGAUGACGGCAACAGCAUCAAGAGCGGCUCCACCAGCGACAUGAGCGGCCUGAGCAAGAAGCAGCGCAAGGCGCGCACCGCCUUUACCGACCAUCAGCUGCAGACGCUGGAGAAGUCGUUCGAGCGGCAGAAGUAUCUCAGUGUCCAGGAGCGACAGGAGCUGGCGCACAAGCUGGACCUAAGCGAUUGCCAGGUGAAGACCUGGUAUCAGAACCGUAGAACCAAGUGGAAGCGACAGACGGCCGUGGGUCUGGAGCUGCUCGCCGAGGCGGGCAACUUCGCGGCCUUCCAGCGGCUCUACGGCGGCUCGCCCUACUUGGGCGCCUGGCCGUACGCGGCGGCAGCCGGUGCCGGCGCCGCAGCUGCCGCGCAUGGAGCCCCGCCGCACUCCAGCAUCGACAUCUACUAUCGGCAGGCGGCCGCCGCGGCGGCCAUGCAGAAGCCGCUGCCCUACAACCUGUACGCGGGCGUGCCCAGCGCCCCCUUCUCGCACCUGUCCGCCUCCAGCUCGCUGUCCUCGCUGAGCAGCUACUACCAGAGCGCGGCGGCCGCUGCUGCGGCGGCCAACGGAGCUGCGGCCGCUGCCGUCGCCGGUGGUGGCGCUGCUGCUGCGGGUGGUGGUGGUGCAGUGGCAGCGCCACUGGUCACCGCCCCAGCCGCUGGCAUGGCUAUCAUACACAAGCCGCAGGCGCUGACCCCAUCGCCGCAGUCGCAGUCGCAGGCGCUGGCUGCGUCGCCUGUGCAUCCGCCCUCUACGCCUAGUCCGACGCUCAAUCCGGGCAGUCCGCCGGGCCGCUCCGUGGACAGCUCCCAGGCGCAGUCCGACGACGAGGAUCAGCUUCAGGUGUGAACUGGCCAAAGAGGGAACAGGAAGAAGCAGAAGAAGAGGCAGCAGCAGCAACAAAAUAGAAUUUGUUUCCAAAACACAAAAUGGC